This is a messenger RNA of Setaria italica (foxtail millet), 2018 nucleotides long. Its product is annotated as aspartic proteinase oryzasin-1. The transcript is spliced from 14 exons. Gene Ontology annotation, molecular function: aspartic-type endopeptidase activity. The record is from RefSeq and is a predicted model, not a curated record. Bases 145 to 1668 code for a protein of 507 amino acids. NCBI's taxonomy places the organism in Eukaryota, Viridiplantae, Streptophyta, Magnoliopsida, Poales, Poaceae. Gene Ontology annotation, biological process: lipid metabolic process; proteolysis.
AAACCGACCACGGAUCCGACGGGCCGCAGGGCGCGCGGCCACUCCCCGGUCCCCCCACUCUGCGUUAUAUAGGGAGCGCACAGCGCCCGAGCCGCAGUAGUGCUCGCUCCCUUCCCUCCUGCAUCCGGAAUUCUGAUCGCGACCAUGGGAACCCGCAGCGUCGCCCUGGUGCUCCUCGCGGCCGUUCUGCUCCAAACCCUCCUCCCCGCCUCGGCGGCGGAGGGUUUGGUGCGGAUCGCGCUGAAGAAGCGGGCCAUCGACCAGAACAGCCGCGUCGCCGAGCGCCUUUCCGCCGAGGAGAAGCAGCGCCUUCUCCGCGGCGCCAACUCCCUGGGCUCGGGCGGUGAGGGCGAUAUCAUCGCGCUUAAGAACUACAUGAACGCCCAGUACUUUGGGGAGAUCGGCGUCGGCACGCCAGCGCAGAAGUUCACCGUCAUCUUCGACACUGGCAGCUCCAAUCUCUGGGUGCCGUCCUCAAAGUGCUAUUUCUCGAUUGCUUGCUACUUCCACUCGCGCUACAAGUCAGGGCAGUCAAGCACUUACAAGGAGAACGGAAAACCUGCUGCCAUUCACUAUGGAACUGGUGCAAUUGCUGGGUUUUUCAGUGAGGAUAGUGUUACCUUAGGUGGUCUGGUUGUGAAAGAUCAGGAAUUUAUUGAAGCCACAAAGGAGCCAGGCCUUACUUUCAUGGUUGCCAAAUUUGAUGGUAUUCUUGGUCUAGGCUUUCAGGAAAUAUCUGUUGGAAAUGCAGUACCAGUGUGGUAUAACAUGAUAAAACAAGGUCUCAUCAGCGAUCCUGUUUUCUCUUUCUGGUUCAACCGACAUGCUGGUGAAGGAGAAGGUGGUGAAAUUGUGUUUGGUGGAAUGGAUCCUAACCACUACAAGGGCAAUCACACAUAUGUCCCAGUCACUCAGAAGGGAUAUUGGCAGUUUAACAUGGGUGAUGUCCUGGUUGAUGGGAAGUCCACUGGGUUUUGUAAAGGCGGCUGUGCAGCAAUUGCAGAUUCUGGAACUUCCUUGCUUGCUGGCCCCACAGCCAUAAUUACUGAAAUCAACGAAAAGAUUGGUGCUGCUGGUGUAGUGAGCCAGGAGUGCAAGACUGUUGUUUCUCAAUAUGGUCAACAGAUCCUAGAUCUGUUGCUAGCUGAGACACAACCAGCGAAGAUCUGUUCUCAGGUUGGUCUGUGCACUUUUGAUGGCACCCAUGGUGUUAGUGCCGGAAUUCGGAGCGUUGUGGAUGAUGAAGCUGGGAAAUCUAAUGGUGGUCUUCGGAGUGAUCCAAUGUGCAAUGCCUGUGAGAUGGCUGUCGUAUGGAUGCAGAACCAACUUGCACAGAACAAGACCCAGGAGCUCAUCCUGAACUACAUUAAUCAGCUCUGUGACCGUCUCCCUAGUCCCAUGGGAGAAUCAUCCGUGGACUGUGCCAGUCUUAAGUCCAUGCCCAACAUUGCGUUCACUAUUGGAGGCAAAAAGUUCUCGCUGAAACCUGAGCAGUACAUUCUGAAGGUUGGUGAAGGAUCUGCUGCUCAGUGCAUCAGUGGAUUCACUGCUAUAGAUAUCCCACCUCCUCGUGGCCCCCUCUGGAUCUUGGGUGAUGUUUUCAUGGGAGCCUACCACACCGUCUUUGACUACGGCAAGCUGAGGGUUGGCUUCGCGGAUUCCGCCUAAGGAAGGAUGGUUGGGCGCCUCGUCCAGAGGUGAACGCAUGCGCCGGGAGAGACAAGUUUACCCUGUUUUAACUUGCGUAUUUAUCCGGCCGGCGAUGUGUGUAUAUAUGCCACAUGUUUAGUAAUGCUUUCCGAGACUCGAGAUGACGACCGUCUGUUUUAAUAUGGCAAGGAUAUUUCUGGAUGUAUUUGCCAUCUUGAUUCGGCUUCUUGUACUGAACUGACCCCUGGUGAGGUGGCAUAUCUUUUAACCUUUGUGUUAUGCGUGAGAUAUGCGCACUCAAACCUGAUGGUAUGUUUUUAUCGCAUGGUUAGGUAGUUUGUGAUAUCACGGUGUUGGUUGUUGAUGUA